Messenger RNA from Plasmodium vinckei vinckei, 519 nucleotides. RefSeq names its product conserved Plasmodium protein, unknown function. The coding region runs from base 1 to 519 and encodes 172 amino acids. The record is from RefSeq and is a predicted model, not a curated record. NCBI's taxonomy places the organism in Eukaryota, Apicomplexa, Aconoidasida, Haemosporida, Plasmodiidae. The transcript has a single exon.
AUGAGUGAACAAAUAUUUUUUGAUAACUUCCCUUUAACCUUUUUGAAUGAGGAAAUAAAUAAUGAAGAGUAUGAAGAUGCUAAUGAAAAAAAUUAUCGAGAAAAAAUAAAAAAAAUAAUGGAAGAAUUAAAGUUAUUAAAAAUUGAAAUAAGUGAAAAACAUGCGAUCAGAAUGACAUUAGAAGAAAAAUUAUCAAUGUUAGAAAAUGAGGGAAAAAUGAAAGAAAAUAAUAUGAAAUAUAUUAUGAAUUUUAAUGAAAAUAAUAUAUAUGACCGAGAAAUAAUAAAUUAUAGAAACAAUUUAGAGAUGAUAAAAAAACAAAUAAAAAAUAGUAACUGUAAAAUUAAAUUAUUAUUAGAAAAAGAAUUCAAAGUUCGAAAAAAACUCCAAACACGAUACAUGACUUUGUAUGAUUUAUUAAAUAACCGUAUUCAGUAUAUAAUUAAUGAUUAUAUGAAACAUAGAAAAUGUGCGUGUGCAAUAUAUGGAUAUAAGCAAGAAAAUAAAGGCAACCUUUAA